AUGGUGGCAGCCAAGAAGAAAACACAGAAGACUGGCAUACUGGCCACAUCUGGUGCCAGUAAUGAGUGGGCCCAGCCCUAUACGCAGGGGCCAGCGCGCACCUCCAGCCUGCUGGCGCCCAUCAUGCUGCUGACCGGGCACAGCGGCGACAUAUUUGCAACUAGGUUCCACCCGGAGGGCCAGUUCCUCGCCUCCACAGGCUUCGACCGACAAAUACUGCUGUGGAACACGUACGGAGAGUGUGAGAACUUCGCCUGCAUGGCGGGCCACACGGGGGCCGUGAUGGAGCUGUGCUUCUCCACCGACGGCGACCGGCUCUACACGGCCAGCACCGACAAAACGGUGGCGAUCUGGGAUGUGGUCAGCGGCCUGCGUGUCCGAAAACUGCGUGGUCACACGACGUUCGUGAACGCGGUGUCGGCGGCGCGGCGUGGGCCGACCCAGCUCUGCUCAGGCGGCGACGACUCGACCGUGCGGGUCUGGGACGGUCGCAAGAAGACGCCCAGCGCCACCCUCCAGACCACCUACCAGGUCACGGCCGUUUCCUUCAACGACACUGCCGAGCAAGUGUUCUCCAGCGGGCUCGACAACGAGGUCAAGGUGUGGGACCUGCGCAAGAACGCCGUGCUGUACCGGAUGAAGGGACACUCAGACACAGUGACGGGCAUGUCCGUGUCGCCGGACGGGUCGUACCUGCUCACCAACGCCAUGGACAACUCGCUGAGAAUCUGGGACGUGCGCCCGUUCGCGCCCAGUGAGCGCUGCCUCAAGAUUCUCACCGGCCACCAGCACAACUUCGAGAAGAACUUGUUACGGUGCGACUGGUCGCCAGAUGGCAGAAAGGUAACGGCCGGUAGCUCUGACCGCUACCUGUACAUCUGGGACACGACCAGCCGGCGAAUCCUGUACAAGCUGCCCGGUCACAACGGCAGCGUCAACGACUGCCGCUUCCACCCGACAGAGCCCAUCUUGGCGUCCUGCUCCAGCGACAAGCAGAUCUACCUGGGGGAGAUCGAGUAGCGCGGCCGGGCGGAUCACUGUCACCUCAUCUGCAUCAUCGUGUGCGCGCUGGCGGUGUCGUCUCAUUCCCAUCAUGUCGGCCGGCCAGGGUGGCCGGCGUCAACCGUACCAGCGGUGGCGCUGGUCGGCGCGGCCGCCGCCCGCUCGUGCUCCGCCAACCCGGGCUUUGUACCGAGCGUGUGCGCCUGGGACGCUGGCGCUCCGAGGAGCUGCUCCCGGCCCCGGCGCCCGCUCCGGGAGCACCGGGCGACCCCGGCCUGUGGCCUCCCCGCCGACC
Molecule: messenger RNA, 1297 nt
Organism: Pollicipes pollicipes
Lineage: Eukaryota; Metazoa; Arthropoda; Thecostraca; Pollicipedomorpha; Pollicipedidae
Product: U5 small nuclear ribonucleoprotein 40 kDa protein
Exons: 7
Coding region: 1-1020 (339 amino acids)
Cellular component (GO): catalytic step 2 spliceosome
Molecular function (GO): protein binding; RNA binding
Source: RefSeq, a predicted model, not a curated record